AUGAUUAAAACCUCAAAUAUCUUACUGAUUGGAGGCGGAGGGCUUGGUGUUAUUGCUGCCUUGAGCCUCGAGGCCAGUUCAAGGGCCAAAGUGACAGCUGUAUUGCGUUCAAACUACGAAACUGUCAGUGCGAAUGGGUACAAAAUCAGUUCAUGUGAGUAUGAAUGGAUUCAAUAUCGAGAGGGAAUACAGGGAGCGAUAUCAGGCAAUAUCGUCCUAUCUGGCAUCAGCUUUGCCGGUUCGCAAGAGACAAGACCAGGCUGGAUCCAACAUACGAGCCACGAUCAUUUACUUGUUGGCGCCUUUCCGAGUCCAGAGAUCAACAAGACAUGCGGUGAGGCCGCCGCAAAGAGUUUUGUCUCAUUAUACGCAGCUUCAGGAAAAGCCUCGUGCUACUACAUGGCCGAUACCAUGAGACAGAGAUGGAGAAAGCUUGUUUACAAUGCUACAGUAAACCCACUUUGCGCCAUCACUAACCUUGACUCUGGUUCUCUCCGCCAAGGAAGUCCAGCGAUGGGAAAGGUAAUACAGGCUGCCAUGGAAGAGAUCAUGGCUGCUGCAGCUGCAGCUGGACACAGACUCCCCUUAGAAACUGCCCAGGAGUUAUUGGGUGACGGCGCUGUGGACGAUAACUUUGAGCCCAGUAUGCUCCAGGACGUCAGAAAGGGAAACUCAAUCGAGUACGAAUAUCUAGUGGGGGAACCAAUGCGUGAAGGGCUUCGACUUGGGGUUCCGAUGCCGACUAUCUCGAUGAUUUACUCGCUUUGCCAAGCUGUACAGAGCGGAAUAAUGCAACGACGUAAAUCGGUUUAA
Fusarium fujikuroi IMI 58289 is the source of this 813-nucleotide messenger RNA. Its product is annotated as related to ketopantoate reductase. The transcript is spliced from 3 exons. Lineage: Eukaryota; Fungi; Ascomycota; Sordariomycetes; Hypocreales; Nectriaceae. Gene Ontology annotation, cellular component: cytoplasm. The record is from RefSeq and is a predicted model, not a curated record. The coding region runs from base 1 to 813 and encodes 270 amino acids. Gene Ontology annotation, molecular function: oxidoreductase activity.